AUUCAGUUUUCUGAGUGGUAAUACUUACUUAUCAGCGGUCUCUGCAGCUGAAAGCAUAAUAAAAAUCGCUCUCCUGCCAAAAGAAAAUUUCCAGGAGCCAAAAUGGGUCUGUUCAGCUGUAUUGGCAAUUUGAUCAACGGCAUCUUCAAGUACAUACUUUUUAUCUUUAACUUGAUCUUUGUGCUUGCUGGAAUUACAAUCUUGGUUUUGGGAAUUUUGACGGAGAUGAGUAUUUUUGACAUCAGCCAGUACCUCUCGUUGGACAUCCACACAUCAGCUAUUGUGCUGAUGGUGGGCGGUGGAACGAUCGUCAUUGUUUCAUUCCUUGGCUGUUGUGGUGCAAUUUCUAACAGCAGGUGCCUUUUGAACUUGUACGCUGCCUUCCUGUUGCUAGCACUUUGUGUGCAAGUGGCUGGAUUCGUUUUGGUUAUUUCUUGGAAUCCAAAUCUGAGCGUUGACCUCGAGAAGGAAAUGAUAACCCUGAUGACCGAUUACCCGCCAGCCGGGCUGGAGGGGCAAACUGGAGAACCGGCGCAAGUCUUUUGGGACACUUUGCAAACCCAGGGCGAGUGCUGUGGAAUACGUUCAAGCCUUGACUGGGCCUCCUACAACCCCGAACUGUCUCGGGUGCCCGACUCUUGCUUAUGCGACCCUUCGAUCGGUUUAUGUACGGCCGACGGAUUCUAUUCUCGAGGUUGUUUGCAACACCUGCAGGAAACAAUUUUGAACAUCCAAUACAUCAUGGCGUGGACAGCUAUUGGCGUGGCCGCUUUCGAGGUGGUUGUCGGUACUCUGACCCUCAUUUUUGCAAACAGUUCUAGAAAUAGAAAGGACCGAGAUCAAAACCAGCGUAUUUUUGCUCUUCCAAAAGAUAAAAUUUCAUUGUCAGUACAAGGUAUAACUGAUAACUUGAUUGAUAAGCUACGUUUACAUUUUAUAAAUCAGUCAGCAUCAGACAGCAACACUAACAGGAGCAAUAUGGGCUGCUGUCUGUUUGAUUGCAUAGGGGGAUGCGUCCUCACCAUCUUCCGAUGGCUCAUUUUCAUCCUCAACUUGAUUUUUGUGAUUGCAGGAAUAGCAAUCAUAAUUUUUGGAUCAAUCGUUUUGGCUAACCUUGAAACACUGGACAAUUUCUACUCUCACAAAACCGGCAUUGGAGCAAUUAUUUUGGUAGUUUCUGGAGGAUUGGUUGUAAUUGUUUCGUUUCUUGGCUGCUGCGGAACGCUCAAUCGGUCUCAUCGGAUGUUAAACACGUACGCCGUUUUUCUGCUCGUCAUUUUUGCCCUCCAACUGUCUGGGAGCAUUUGCUCAUUUGCCUACAAGGACUACUUCACGUCUAAGGCCCUGGCUAAUAUGGAAGAUUUGGCAAAGAUUUACUACGUCCCUGGAUUCGGCGGCGAUCUUCAAGCCAAAGAGGCUUGGGACGACAUGCAGUCUAUAUAUCACUGCUGCGGAACCCAAUCCUUCGCGGACUGGUCGAGGCUCAGGCCAGAACUAAUGGGCUAUCCCAAUUCGUGCAAUUGCCAGAUUUUUGAAAAGGAUUGUGGCAUGAAUGGUUUGUACAACGAGGGGUGCUAUAAUGUAUUGGAACCGUUUUUGACAGCCAUGUUGGACGCAGCUGCAGUCAUUGGAAUCAUAGUAGCAAUUUUACAAUUCAUCGUGGCCAACGCAACACCCGUCACCCUUGGCCCUGUCCUGCUUGGCUCACACCCGUUUUCUCUUUGGCUCUGGAUUAUAUAUCUGACCCACCAGACCCUGUUAGCCCACUCCGAUUAUUUGUUGCCUGGUUUCCACAAAACCGACUUUCACGAUUUCCAUCACUUGAAGUUCACUCAAAAUUAUGGCUCAAUAGGAUUCUUAGAUAGACUUUUAAACACCGAUGAUGUUUUCCAAAAGCAAAAAUACCAGGCCAAGAAAAUGGCAUCAAAAUAA
Neocloeon triangulifer is the source of this 1932-nucleotide messenger RNA. RefSeq lists its product as uncharacterized. Gene Ontology annotation, cellular component: membrane. The record is from RefSeq and is a predicted model, not a curated record. The transcript is spliced from 11 exons. Lineage: Eukaryota; Metazoa; Arthropoda; Insecta; Ephemeroptera; Baetidae. Bases 103 to 1932 code for a protein of 609 amino acids.